AUGGAGGACCUCAGUCAAACCCUGGAGAAAGAUGUGAAAAUUCUGACAGAGUACCUUCAAUCUACCGGCCAUCCCCUGCCAUCUUUUGAUCGCCAGACUCCCACCGUUGUUUUGCCGGAAAAUGCCUCCUCGGAUGCACACUCGGCACGGGAGCGUAUCCUUGACCACUGUUUGCGCCUCUUCCAGCUUGUAGCCGGCCCCAGUGAGUAUUUGGCGAAUUUGCAAACAGGUUACCAUUACCUCUCUUGCCUGCGUUGGCUUUGCCACUUUCGAAUCUUCCAUCUUGUCCCGCUGCAGGGAUCCAUAUCCUACGCUGACCUUGCUAUCCUUGCCCAUGUCCCAGAAGGCGCCUUGAAAAGCAUCGCUCGCAUGUCGAUGACCAAUGGGCUUUUUGUUGAAAAGCCACCACAGCACCUCGCUCAUUCAGCAACUUCAGCUGUACUACAAACGAACUCCGGCUUCCAUGACUGGGCUGUAUUCAACAGUGAAAUUUCCGCUCCCACUGCUCUGUCUAUGGUUGAUGUUCACGACAAGUGGCAAGAUUCGCUCGAUGCGACUCACACCGCAUACAAUGUCGCUUUCGACACAGAUACACCUUUCUUCAAACAUCUCAGCCAGCAGCCAGAGCGCCACCGCCAAUUUGCUGGGUAUAUGCGCGCCGUCACUAGCAGCCAGGGAACUGGUCUUAAGCAACUGGUAGAUGGCUGGGACUGGGCGGCAGUGGGCAAUGGCUUGGUUGUCGAUGCUGGCGGCUCGACUGGUCACGCCUCCAUUGCUUUGGCCCGGAAAUAUCCCAGGUUGAGCUUCAUUGUUGAAGACUUGCCCGAGGUGGCAGCCGGAGGUCCGGCAUACCUUGCGUCUCAAGAUGAUGGCCAAGAACUGUCACCUCGCAUUUCUUACAAGGCACACAGCUUCUUCGAUCCUCAGCCAGUCAAUGAUGCGGACGUCUAUCUCUUGCGAAUGAUUCUACAUGAUUGGGCAUUUGAUGACUCGGUUCGCAUUUUGAUCCGUCUUGUAGAGGCACUAAAACCCGGUGCGCGCAUCAUCAUUAUGGAUACAGUACUUCCUAACCCGGGUAGUAUUCCUGCAUCCAAGGAACGGUUGUUGCGUGUGCGGGAUCUGACAAUGAUGCAAGUAUUCAACAGCCAGGAGAGACAUCUCGAGGAAUGGCUGGAGAUCUUCGCCAAGGUUGAUCAGCGCUUGAAAGUGCAGAAAAUUGAACAACCCUGCCGGGGGCGUUCUUUCAUUAGUCGUGUUGGUUGUGGAGUAAUACGUGAAGACUUGUGA
Molecule: messenger RNA, 1287 nt
Organism: Penicillium hordei
Lineage: Eukaryota; Fungi; Ascomycota; Eurotiomycetes; Eurotiales; Aspergillaceae
Exons: 3
Coding region: 1-1287 (428 amino acids)
Molecular function (GO): O-methyltransferase activity
Source: RefSeq, a predicted model, not a curated record